This is a messenger RNA of Symbiodinium sp. CCMP2592, 189 nucleotides long. Lineage: Eukaryota; Dinophyceae; Suessiales; Symbiodiniaceae. The record is from the annotation of a GenBank genome assembly.
AUGAGGUUCAAGAAGCUCUUCGUCCACCAGGGACAGGCAUACCUGACCUUUGAUGGCAAGCCAGAGGAUGAUGCUGCGAGUGAAGACAGCAUCGAUGAGGAGAUUUGUCCACCGGAGUCCUUGGUGAAGGAGGUGCAGGAGCGUCUUCAGCUGCCUUCUUUGGUCCUUGCCUCGUAUUUCGACCUUUGA